AACAAAAGAACCUUAAUUUUGGAAAGGUGUUAUUUCUGUCCCAUGACCCUUUUGUUUCUUUCGUACCAAUGUUUUCAACAAUCAAAACCCUAACUUUCGCCUAUAAAAAUCUUUUUUUUUUCUCGUUAAACCAUUCACAUUCACAUUUCUUCUCUCUGAUAAACCCUCGUAGCCGUUCUCACAAAUCUCUUCACAGUCUCUCUAAAAUGGGUCCUCCUGUUAGAGGUCGUGGUGGUUCUGGUGGAGGGUUCAGGGGUGGAAGAGGUGGAGGAAGAGGAGGUGAUAGAGGUACUCCUUUUAAGUCACGAGGCGGUGGUAGAGGUGGAAGCAGAGGAGGUCGUGGAGGAGGCCGUGGUGGCGGUAAAGAAAAACAGUUCAAGAACAAUUUGGAGGUAUCUGCUUAUCUUACAAAUGCAUCAGAGUUGGAUGAUCAUAUUAUUCAUCUUCUCUUCAGUGCUAAUAGUUGGGAAAAGAGGCCAUUGUUGGAAACAAAAUUGAAAAGUGGAGUAACACUCAUUGUUGACCGUUAUUCUUAUUCUGGGGUGGCCUUCUCAUCUGCCAAAGGACUAAAUAUUGAGUGGUGCAAGGAAGCUGCAGAAAGAGGAGGGUAUGGUGAUGAAAGAUAUAAAAAGCUCGAGUUUCAGAAGAAAGUUGCUGAACAUUACAAAGUCCUUCAUGAUGCCUCCUGGAAGGUAAUGAACUGUUUUUCUGGCCUCAAGAACAUUACAAAGACCCAUUUUUUAUUUUGUCAAGAACAUUCAAUCUUCUGCUUAAAAAAGAGAUACAACUUUACCAAUUUUUCUCGUUCUUGAUCAUUAAAGAACAAAAAGAACCUUAAUUGUGCAAAAAGUGUGAUGUCCCAAGGUCAUGUUCGGUACCAAUAUUUUUUUUCUUGACAAAUUCGGUACCAAUAUUUUAAAACAACAGUUUUGGAAUUUUCAUUCCAACAUAUUUGCCCCAUCUGGUUUAUAAUCAAUACAUGUUGGGAACGAUGAUGUGCUUCAAUAAAAACUUUUAAUCUCCUGCUUUGAUAAAAUGUGAUUGGAUGUGUUGAUGCCCAAAACAUGCUGGAUAAAUUACUUAAUGACCCUAGUCCCUGAAUGCGAAAGCUAGUUGUUGCCUUAAUUGCUACAAAAACAAUUGUCUCUAUCGGUGUCCGCUUUUCUAUUAAAAAAAUUAUGAAUUUUUAUUCAUAAUAAUGCAUGAAUGGGUUUACAUUCUGCUUUGAUGACCUUUAGUCCCUAAAUUCAAUUCUACAACUGCAAUUAGAAGUGAUUGCAUUAUGAACAACAUUCAAUCUUCUGCUUCAUAAAAACAAAACAAAAGAACCUUAAUUGAGCAACGGUGUUCUUUAUGUCCCAUUACCCUUUUGUUGUUUGGCACCAAUUUUUGAAAGAUCAACUUUUUCGUUUGGUACGGUAAAUUUGGAACUUUCAUUUCAAUAUAUUUGCAUUCAUGAAUCAUAUAUGUUGAGAUACCCAUUUUUUCAUCUUUUAUUUUGUCAAGAACAUUCAAUCUUCUGCUUAAAAAAGAGGUACAACUUUACCCAUUUUUCUCGUUCUUGAUCAUUGAAGAACAAAAUGAACCUUAAUCGUGCAAAAUGUUUUCUAUCCCAAGAUCAUGUUUGGUACCAAUAUUUUAAAACAACAGUUUUUGGAAUUUUCAUUCCAACAUAUUUGCCCCAUCUGGUUUAUAAUCAAUACAUAUUGGGAACGAUGAUGGGCUUCGAUAAAAACUUUCAAUCUUCUGCUUUGAUAAAAAGUGAUUGGAUGUGUUGAUGCCCAAAACAUGCUGGAUAAAUUACUUAAUGACUCUAGUCCCCUGAAUGUGAAAGCUAGUUGUUGCCUUAAUUGCUACCCAAGCAAUUUUCUCUGUCGGUGUCCACUUUUCUAUUAAAAAAAUUAUGAAUUUUUAUUCAUAAUAAUGCAUGAAUGGGUAUAUAGUCUGCUUUGAUGACCCUUAGUCCCUAAAUUCAAUUCUGCAACUGCAAUUAGAAGUGAUUUUGCAUUAUGAACAUAAUGACCCUUGUCCCAAAUGUUUCAUUAGUUUUGUAAGGGAUGGAUGCCUCAAUGACCUUUGAGAAAAAUGCAUUAUGAAUUCUUUAUUCAUAAUGGAAAAGUUGGAUGGUGGCUUUCAAAGGAAAGAAAUUUACUAUGAAAUUUUAUUCAAAACGUGGUUGGUGUCUAUUGUCUUUUUAUGACCCUAUUGUGAAACUGUCACUAGUGGCAUGGUAUACAUGAGCUUGCUAACUCCAAAUUCGACGAUAAGAUCGAUAUACUUUAUUCCAUGAAUUUUGUAAGGGAUCGUCUUGGUGGCCCAAAAAUGUUGGAUGAUUGCAUAAUGUGAAAGCUAGUUGUUGCCUCAAAUGCAAUUUUAAUAUUGAAUUUCGUUCAUAAUAUAAGGCACAAAUAUUAGCUAUUGUGCUUUGAUGACCCUAGUCCCUAAAUGCAAUUUUGCAAAUGGAAAAGGAAGUGCGCCCUUGUGUUUGAUUAGCCUACUUAUAAGGGUUUCGAAGGAAUUCUCUAAGGAAGAAACAAAUCAACUGAAGCAAAGUACAAAGAAACUAAUUCUUUGGAGUCUAGGGGAUGCUUGCAUUGUGAUUAAUGGAGGAAUCCAUAAUGAGGUCGUAUAUCUGUUGGUCUUAUUUACUGCAGACCUACUGUGAAAUCUGAUUAAAUUUGGUGGGUGCUUUGGCGCUGGUAUAAGAAUUAGAUAGUAACUGAAAAAGGUAGAACCUUACCCAUUUUUAUCAUUCUUGAUCAUUCGAUAAAAUUCAAUCUUCUGCUUGAGAAAUAGAAAACCUUUUAUUGGUGAACAUAGUGGUGUUCAGUUUCAGCGGUUAUUUGGAAACCGAAAUAUCAUGGAACUGUUAGUGUAGGACGGUAACUGAAGUCGAAAGCAUACUGGUGGGUAAAGGGAAGGUUGAUGGUUCAGGUGUUGGUGUUGAUGUGGCUUCAUGCACGAAUCAGAGCAACUUUCUAUCCCAAAUUUGAAAAUGAAAAGUCAGAUCAAGAGGUAUGUGAUUCGGUUUUUAUGUUUUGAUUUCACAUAUUUGCAUUGAUGCAUAUUCAGAUACUCAUUUUCUCGUAUUCUUGAUUAUUCAACAACAUUCAAUCUUGGAACUUUACCAAUUGAGCAAAAGGUGUUUGGUACCAAUAUUUUUAAAGAUAGAACUUAUCAUUUGCUACAGUAAUUUUGGAACUUUUAAUCCAAUAUAUUUGCAUUGAUACAUGUUGAGAUACCUAUUUUGCAUUAUUGAUUAGUCAAGAACAUUCAAUCUUCUACUUGAAAAAAGGUAGAACCUUACCCAUUUUUCUCAUUCUUGAUUUUUCAAGGACAUUCAAUCAAACUUUAAUUGAGCAAAUGCACUCUGUCCCAAUAAUAUUUUGAAAGUUAGUUUUUUUUUUUUUUUUUUUUUUUUUUUUUCCGUUUGGUACAGUAAUUAUGGGAUCUUCGUUCCAAAAUAUUUGUUUGCGGUUGAUACAUGUUGUGAUACCGAUUUUUUAAUUUUUGAUAAUUCAAGACCAUUCCAUCUUCUGCUUGACAACACGAAACCUUAAUUGUUGAAACGUGUUCUGUCCCAAGCAUCUUCAAUCUUCUGCAUAUUGGAAAUUUCAUUCCAACAUAUUUGCCCCAUCUUGUUUAUAAUCGAUACAUGUUGGGAACAAUGACGGGCUGCCGUUUUUAUCAUUCUUGAUUAUUCAAAAACCUUAAUCUUCUGUUUCGAUAAAAAAGUCACCUUCAAAUUUUAUAAGGGAUUGGAUGUAUUGAUGCCCAAAAAAUUCUGGAUAAAUUACUUAAUGACCCUAGUCACCGAAUGUCAAAGCUAAUUGUUGCCUUAAUUGCGUUUCAAGCAAUUAUCUCUAUCGAUGUCCUCUUUUAUGUCAAAAAUAAAUCAUGAACUUACAUUCAUAUUGCACGAAUGGAUAUCUAUUUUGAUUUGAUGACCCGUAGUCCCUAAAUUCAAUUUUGCAACUUCAAUUAGAAUUGAUUUUGGAUUAUGAACUUAAUGACCCUCAUAAAAGAAAAGUUGGACCCUGGCCUUUAAAGAAAUUUUAAUUUGAACUUUUAUUCUAAACGUGUAUGGUCGCUAUUGUCUUAUUAUGACCCUAAUUGUGAAACAGUCAACUGAGAUGAUUUCUUCUUUUUUUUUUUUUUUUUCCCAUUAUCUAUAAAGGGUGGUAUGGUACACAUAAGCUCACUAACUCCAAAGUCGAUAAUAAAAUGGUUAUACUUUUUUGCAUGGUUUUUUUAUGGGAUUGUCUUGAUAACCCAAAAAUAUUGGAUGAUGCCUUAAUGCGAAAGCUAGUUGCCUUAAAUGAAAUUUUAAUAUAAAAUUUUAUUUAUAAUAUAAGGCACAAAUAUUAGCUAUUGUGCUUUGAUGUCCCUAGUCCCUAAAUGCAAUUUUGCAACUACAAUAUGAAGUGAUUUUGCAAAUGCAAAAUGGAGUGCAUGCUUGUGUUGGAUUAGCCUAUUGUUAAGGGUUUCAAAGGAAAUCUCUAAGGAAGAAACGAAUCAACUAAAACAAAGUACAAAGAAAAUAACUCUUUGGAGUCUGAACUAUUUCUCACAGUAUUUAUCUCAUAUCUGGUAUAUAUGGCAUUAUGCAGACCACCUAUGUCAUAUAUGGAUGCUGGCAUUGAUAUCAACGGAGGAAACCAUAACAAUGUCGUAUCUGUCAAUGUUUUUGACUGCAGGUGGAUGUAUAAGAUUCAUAUAGCACUAGAUUUGUGUUGAUAAUUAUAAACGUGAGUCUUGGAUUUAGUGACUGAAUAUAAGUGGCCUCUCGGUUAUGCAACAUUUAAUCAAUCGAUCAUGUAGGUGGUACAGCCACUCUAGUAUGCAUCCUACAAACUUGCUAUGGUGACUGAUGACAGUUCUUUGAGAAAAUAUUAUUAUGUAACAGGUAUGCUCUAUGCCGACAACCCUGAAAGAUAUUCUCAAUUGUUUGCUACGGUAAUUUUUUGAACUUUCUUUCCACGUAUUUGCAUUUAUGCAUGUUGAGAUAUCCAUUUUCUCAUUCUUGAUUAUUUAAAAAUAUUCAAUCUUCAUCUUCAUAAAAACGAAAGAAAAAUAUUCAACCUUAAAUUUAGUAAAUCAAAAUUUAAAAGGGUUUAAAAACCCUAUAAGAUUGUGAAUCAUUGUGUGAUGGAAUCUUUUUUCAUUUUCUGAAAAAGGGGUGAGUAUAUUGCCCUAGUAACCCCAAAUUUGAUGGUUGGAACGAUGAAUAUACUUUGUUUACAAAUUUUGUAAUGGAUGGAUCAUAAAUGUCUCAAUGACCAUAUAGUAAAAUGUUGGAUGAACUUAAUGACCCUAGUCCCUGAAUGUGAAAGCUAGUGAUGUUGUCUUAAUUGCCACUCAAGCAAUUGUCUAUAUUGAUGUCCUCUUUUCUGUCAAAAAAUAUAUAUGAAUUUUUGUUUUUUCAUAAUGCAUGAAUGAAUAUCUAUUGUGCUCUGUUGACCGUCCCUAAAUUCAAUUUUGCAACUGCAAUUAGAAGUGAUUUUGUAUUAUGAUCUUAAUGACCCUAUUCCCUAAUGUUUCAUAAGUUUUGUAAGGAACAGAUUGCCUCAAAUAGACGAUGACCUCAAGAGUAAAAUGCAGUAUGACCCUAAUCGCGGAUGGUAGUUAUUGUCUUUUUAUGACCCUAAUCGUGAAACUGUCACUGAGAUUUUUCAUUAUCUAUAAAGCAUGGUGUGGUAAACAUGAGCCCACUAACUCAAAAUUCAACAGUAUGGUCGAUUCGUAGAUGUGGGAACAAGUUUUCUUAAUAUGGUAUUCUAUGAUUUGGUCUGCCUUUUCCCCCUAUAUGUAUGGUGCAGAAUCAGAUACAGCUGUAAGUGCGCUUCAGAAUGAAGGAAAAGCAAGUGAUUCAACCAUUUUGUUUCUCAUACGGAUAUGAAUUCAAAUAUUGUGUGUUCUAGAUUGGACUAUUGGGCUGGCCCAAGCCCAAUACCACCUCCUCAACUGUAUAAGCCUCACAUCAUCAUCACCUAUGACUAUGAAGGUAUGUCUCAUUCUAAACCUCUCUUUAACUCAAAAGUUUGAAGGACAUAAUUUAACUUAAAAACACAGACAAAAAAAUAUUACUCAAAGGAAGGAUAAAUUCAUCAAAUUCUUCAUAAUUCAAGAACAUUCAAUCUUGAUACGUGUUGUGACAUCGAUUUUUUAAUUCUUGCUAAUUCAAGAACAUUCAAUCUUUUAUUUGAAAAAAAAAAAAAAACUUAAUUGAGCUUCAAUCUUCUACUUACUGGAAUAUUUGUUCCAACAUAUUUCCCCUAUAUGGUUUAUAUUUUAUAAUGAAUAUAUACCUAUUGGGAACGAUGAUGGGAUGCCGAUUUUCUCAUUCUUGAUUAUUCAAAAACCUUCAAUCUUCUAUUUCGAGAAAAAAUUAACCAUCAUUUUUGUAAAUCCAAAUUUAAUCGGGUAUACAAACCCUAUAAGACAAUAAAUCAUUGUGAGAUGGAAUCUAUUUUUUAUUAUCUGAAAAAUGGGUGGAGCAUAUGGCCCCAGUAACCCCAAGUAUGAUUGUUGGAAUUGAUGGAUAUACUUAAAUUUUACGGGUGGAGCAUAUGGCCCUAGUAAAAUGCAUCAUGAACUCUUUAUUUACAAUGUACAAGUUUGUACAAGUCUUUCAAAAGUUUAAGACUCUUAAAUUGAGGUAAGUAAAACAAUACUCUCAAUAUAUUCUAAUAAAUUUUGUCUUUAUAUUUUGCAACAUAAGUAAUUGAUAUUUAAGGAUGUACCUAUGAAAAACAUCUCAAGAAAUUGAGAAAUACAUCAACACAUUAAAGUUCCAAAAGUUAUAUGUCUUCUCCUCCCCCCCACAUCAUUGCUCACAGCCCCAUAAAAUUCCAAAAACGCCCCUAAUAGUAUUUAUCGAAAGAUAUAUUCCAUUCGCUACUUACUGGUAGAUAUCAAAAUAUAAGACUGAGUUUGCCUAUAAAUUGAUACCCGGCCGAAAGACAUAUGUCUUUCGCUAACCACUGUCAUCGGAAGAUAGCUUCUGGUAGGCGGUAGGUUUUUCACAACUUUAUGGCACCAUUAGUUCAAUUCUUAGUUUUUUUGGCUUGUUUCAGCUCAUCCUGUUGCAGAAGAAAAAAUUAUUCCAGAGAUCAAAGGUAAUUGGCUAACACGAGGAAAGUCAGAUUACUUCGAUGGAAAAAAUUAUAUAUUCGUCUAAUCGAACCAGUGUGUUUAUCCCUAGUGUAUUACUACUAUAAUGAGACAGGGAGUAUUAUCAUUACUAUAGUUGUUUGAGGACAACUGAAGCUCUAUUUCUGAGAGUCCCUCCAAUAAUUGACAGUCCUUCUGCCUACAUUAAUUUAUUAAAUUUUUCUGCAGACUUCUUCGGGUAAGUAACUAUUUGAAUUAUUAUUACUUAUUAUAUUUAUCUGAAAAUGUACACCAUGGGAGGACAACUUACGAUGUAUAGUCCCUCUGCCCCCCAACUGCCUAAUUUAGUAUUAUUUUUCUGAAGAGUCUCUCUACAUAAUUUCUUGACAACAUAUUUUAAUUUCUCCAUUCUUGAAACACAUAUUGCAAACUAUACAUUAAACAGAUUUGGAUUCCUUUCUUACGUUUUAACUUAAUAGUUUUGCUUAUUUUCCUUUUCAAAUUUGAGUUUUGUAUUUCUGUUUUAUCAUUUUGUCUUUCUGAUUUUUGUUAUUAUCCUUUUCAGACAGCAAAAAAAAAAACCUGAAAUUAAUAUAGUGAAGAGAUUGGCUUCAGCUUACUUUGAUAAUCAUUCUGUUCAUUUCAAAGCUUGAGUUUCUAGAAAAAGUGCUCCGAGGGGAUGAAUCCACUUAAAUUAUUUGUUGCAAAGUCCAAGAUAGUCCGUUCCUGCAAAGAUGCAAGUUGUACAAGAACUUCCGAAAGUUGAUUCUUACUUAUCGAGAGUUUGAGAAACAAAGCUAAGUUUCCGAGCUCCUUUGGAAUUUUUCCCGUAAGAUGGUUUGAAGACAAGUUAAGUUCAUGUAAAUUUGUUGCUUUGCCUAGUUCUGGUGGUAUGCUUCCUGUUAAAUUAUUAUAUGAGAUUUUAAGGCUUGUGAGACUCUUGCACUUCCCCCAAUUUGGAUAAAGAUGGCCAUAAAUAUUAUUAUCACUCAAUUCCAUGUAAUCCAAAUUUGGAUACACACCAAAGCUAUUUGUGAUAUUUUCAAAUAGUUGGUUUUGUCCAAGUCUCACUCUCUUAAGGCUUGAGCAAGUCUUUAAACUCUCUGGAAUUUGGCCUGUGAAUUGGUUUUGUGAAGCAGUGAAGUUUGUCAACUUUCCACCGGCACAAAUAUUGUUAGGUAAAUGAC
Trifolium pratense (red clover) is the source of this 8300-nucleotide messenger RNA. Its product is annotated as ATP-dependent RNA helicase DBP2-like. Gene Ontology annotation, cellular component: cytoplasm; mitochondrion; nucleus. The coding region runs from base 69 to 812 and encodes 247 amino acids. The transcript is spliced from 7 exons. Lineage: Eukaryota; Viridiplantae; Streptophyta; Magnoliopsida; Fabales; Fabaceae. Gene Ontology annotation, molecular function: dTMP kinase activity; ATP binding. Gene Ontology annotation, biological process: dUDP biosynthetic process; dTTP biosynthetic process; dTDP biosynthetic process. The record is from RefSeq and is a predicted model, not a curated record.